CUAAAUUCCCCACUCUUCCUCCCCUCUCCCUCCCCACCCAAACCCUCGCGCCGCCACCCCCAGCCUCCGCCCGGAUCCAGACCGCCUCCGCCGCCGAGCACCAUGGGCUUCGACGUCGGCGUCGUCGCCUUCAACCCGGAGGGCUGGGGCCCUCCCGACACCGCGCCGGCGCCGGCAUCCCUUGGCGGUGGCGCCGCCGCGGCCUCCAUCCCCUUCGCGCCCUUCUCCCGCUCGGACAAGCUGGGACGGAUCGCCGACUGGACGCGCAACCCGGCGGGCCCCGCCGCCCUCGCCGCCGCCUCCCGCGACUCCGUCUUCGACUUCACCUCCGUCGACGACUCCCUCGCCGCCGCCGCGGAGGACUCCUCGUUCCGCCUCGUCGACGCCAAGCCGCCGCCGCGCCACCCGCGGUUCGGCCCCAAGUGGCGCUUCAACCAGCGUCCGCAGCUCCCGCAGCGCCGCGACGAGGAGGUGGAGGCGCGCCGCCGCGAGGCCGAGAAGGAGCGCGCCCGCCGCGAGCGCCACUUCCAGAACAACCGCUCCCACCACCACCCCGGCUUCCGCGGCAACCAGUCCUCGUCGGCCAAGUCCUCCGUCGACAUCCAGCCCGACUGGACCAUGCGUGAGCAGAUCCCCUUCGCCAACUUUACCAAGCUCUCCUUCUCCGUCGCCGACCAGCCCGAGGACCUCCUCUUGUGCGGCGCCGUCGAGUACUACGACCGCGCCUUCGAUCGCGUCAACCCCAAGGCCGCACGCCGCCUCGAGCGCUUCAAGUCUCGCAACUUCUUCAAGGUCACCACCACCGACGACCCUGUCAUCCGCCGCCUGGCUGAGGAGGACAAGGCCACGGUGUUCGCCACCGACGCCAUCCUCGCCGCGCUUAUGUGCACACCCCGCAGCAUCCACUCGUGGGACAUCGUCGUGCAGCGCGUCGGCAACAAGCUCUUCUUUGACAAGCGUGAUGGUUCCCAGCUCGAUCUGCUAUCUGUCAACGAGACCGCGCAGGAGCAGCUCCCAGAAAACAAGGAUGAUAUCAACUCCGCGCACUCCCUGGCUGUCGAGGCUACCUACAUCAACCAGAACUUCUCGCAGCAGGUGCUUCUUCGCGAUGGUGAGAAGGUUACCUUUGAUGAGCCUAACCCGUUUGCUUCUGAGGGCGAGGAGGCAGCAUCUGUUGGCUACCGCUACCGCCGCUGGAAGCUGGAUGAUGAGAUCAGCAUUGUUGCUCGCUGUGAAGUGCAUGCUGUGAAUGCUGAUCCAGGUGGUGGUCGUCAGUUCCUUACUCUCAAUGCGCUCAAUGAGUUUGAUCCUAAGAUUACUGGUGUUGACUGGAGGCAGAAGCUUGAGACACAGCGUGGGGCUGUGCUCGCUACAGAGCUCAAGAACAAUGCCAACAAACUUGCUCGCUGGACUUGCCAGGCUUUGCUUGCUGGUGCUGACAUGAUGAAGUUGGGAUAUGUGUCACGUGUGCACCCCCGUGAUCACUACAACCAUGCCAUACUCACUGUUAUGGGAUACAAGCCAAGGGAUUUUGCUACACAGAUCAACCUCAACACAUCAAACAUGUGGGGAAUUGUCAAGUCGAUCGUGGACAUCUGCAUGAAGUUUGAGGAGGGAAAGUAUGUGCUUGUAAAAGAUCCAGCGAAGCCACAAGUGAGGAUCUAUGAGGUGCCUUCUGAUGCAUUUGAGAAUGACUAUGUGGAAGAGCCACUUCCGGAGGAGGAACAGGUUCGGCCGCCAUCAGAUGAUGUUGAUGCUACCGCGGAGGAAAUGGAUGCAGCGGCAGAGGCUGAGGCGAACAAUGCAGCAGCUUCUGCAGGUGGUGAGGGCGAGAAGAGCGCAGAAGCUGCUGCCGCUUGAAGGGCUCCUCUUCAGGUUGCCAGCUAGAUCCUUUUUGGUUUAAUUAUCUGUUUUUAUGGUUUACAUUUAAGAGUUGAACUGCCUGUUAUCGAUACAGUGGUCUUGUUUGGUCGAUGAUAAAACUGUUCUGUUUUUCAUCUUAAAGAUGCUAAGUUGCCCGCUCAAUGACUAUGUUGGUACUCCUAGUUUGAUAUCACUUCUGGCUGUUUAUUGACCAUGUUACUAUGUUUAAACCA
This is a messenger RNA of Oryza sativa Japonica Group (Japanese rice), 2096 nucleotides long. RefSeq names its product eukaryotic translation initiation factor 3 subunit D. Gene Ontology annotation, molecular function: translation initiation factor activity. NCBI's taxonomy places the organism in Eukaryota, Viridiplantae, Streptophyta, Magnoliopsida, Poales, Poaceae. Gene Ontology annotation, cellular component: eukaryotic translation initiation factor 3 complex; cytoplasm. The record is from RefSeq and is a predicted model, not a curated record. Gene Ontology annotation, biological process: translational initiation.